This is a messenger RNA of Ordospora colligata OC4, 3798 nucleotides long. RefSeq names its product Snf2-like DNA/RNA helicase. The coding region runs from base 1 to 3798 and encodes 1265 amino acids. Gene Ontology annotation, molecular function: TBP-class protein binding; ATP hydrolysis activity; DNA binding. The transcript has a single exon. NCBI's taxonomy places the organism in Eukaryota, Fungi, Microsporidia, Ordosporidae. The record is from RefSeq and is a predicted model, not a curated record.
AUGAAUAGACUGGAGAAGUUCUUUACGACUCUAUACACAGCACAGUCAAAGGUUCUGAAAAGGUAUACGACUGAUGAGCUUGUUUCUCAAAUAAAAGAAUAUGUUGACUUUACUCCUUACAUUCUCAGGCAAACAUACAAGCUUUUGUGUGGGCAGGAGGGGGAUGACAGGAAGAACGGAGCGAGGAUACUUGGCUCUCUGAUGUUCCAGUUUAAGCUUGUGACGGAGUUCAAGAUUGAGUAUAUGGAGGGUAAAGACGUAUAUCUGAGUUGCACUGGAGAACAGUUCAACGUACAAGCGCCAUCUAUACAAGAACAAAAGAAGAUAGUGAAGAAGCUUGCAGAUAUGGAGCAUGUGGAGUCGAAUUUCUUGAGCGACAUUGACUUUAAGGCCAGUGCAGGAGAGGCAAUUAAAAGGCACAAGGUUGAAGAAAAAGCAAUUGAAAAUCCGUUUGAUUUUUUCGAGCAGGUGAGUGAGAACUUGCUAAGUUAUGAGUGGCAUAAGCGGCAUGGAGCUUUUCUUGCAUUUGAGGCGAUGUUUUCUCAGAUGGGAGAUGGGGAGAUGCAAGUGAAGAUUGAUCCCAAGCUGUUUUCGAAGAUCUACGAGAUUCUUGUUACGGACAAGUUCAAUGACUUUGUGGAUGACAGGACGUUUGCACCUGUAAGGGAUGCAGCGGCACGUCUUUUGGCAUGCAUUUAUCCGUUGAUUGGUGUGAAUGAUAUUACUGAACAACUGAUUGGAUUUCUGGACAAUGAAGACUGGCAAGUGCAGUUUUCAGGGCUUAUAGCGUUAGGAUAUCUGAAAGCGUAUGUUCCUGACAAGGAGAUGCUAUGUAGGAAACUUGUAUCGCUUUUGUGCAGUGUUGACGAGGAUAUAAAGUUGCUGAGUGCAGAGCUUUUGUGUGGAUUUCCGAUUUGUUCAGAUGCAGAGGUGAUUCUUGAGAGAUGCUGGAGCAACAUUGAAGCAGAGGAGGUUAUUUCUGUGUCAAAGACGUCCAAUCUGUCUUUACUUGCAAAGAUAUACAGGGAGAAUCCUGGGAUGGAAGUUCCGGCCGAUAAGCUUAAAGAGAUUUUCCCAUGUUUUACAUCGCCUGUGCCUGACGUGCGUGUCAGUAUUGUAAAGAUGGUUGAGAACUUCAGCGACGAGUCCAUUGAUUUUCUUAUUGCGGAGAUGAUUCUAAUUGAAGAGAAAGAGGAAAUAAGAGAACUUGCCAUGAGCGUCUUAAAGAAGAGGAGUGCGAUACGAAAUAAUCUGGUUGUUCAUUUUAUGAAUAUUCUUGGAGGGAGCCUAUAUGAGCCGUAUCGUGAAGAUGACUUUGUUUCAUACGAUGACUUGUAUUUUACAAAGAGCGGAAUAAAUGUGAUAGGAAAGGACGAGAUAUUGAAGAACAGGUGCUUUUUAUUUGAAUGCCUGAUGGGUGGAGAUACUAAAGAUCUGAAAUGUAAAGAGACGAUGAUUGGCAACACUUUUUUAUUCCUUAGUAGGUUUACUCACAGAUUUAGUGAAAAUAACGAAGGAUUAAAGUGUUCAAACACUGCAGAACAAAUGACUGACGAUGAGAUACUGGUGAAGGAUCUUGAUGAGUACUUUUUGAAAUGCAGAGAUUUAAAGAUGGCGCCAGUGAAGGAGUUCAAGAAGAAGGUGAGCGAUCCUAGUAUUACAUCAAUACAUUUGAUGGUUGAGUCAUUGUAUGUUGAUUAUAUCAGGAUGCAGGCUUCUGUGAAUCUUCCUGAGAUGAGGUUUGCAUUUAAGAUGUACAAAGUAGAGACAUGCAAGCAAUUUCUUAGCUUAUUCUCAAGGAUAGUAACUGAUGCAUAUGAUCAAGGAAGGAUUUGUGUAGAUGAGUUUCUAAUGAGAGCAUAUGAAGGGUUGGUGCAAGGCAGUGAAGGGUUUCUUGUUUUUUUCAAGGCUUUUGGUGCAAGGCUUCUUGAGCAUGCGUUUUUCAACAGAGUGACUGAGUUUGAAGAUAGGCUUGACUUUUUUGCAAAGACAAUUGAGAUAUAUGCAUGUGAUGAAGGGAUAAGAGUAUUGGAAGGCGUUUUUGAAGAUGCGUUGCAUAAGAAGAAUGUGGCAGUGGUGCGUGGGUUUAUGAAAUCUCUUGAGUUUAACGAAAGGUUUGUAAGGAGCAUGCUGGAUAAUCUGGAUGUGGAACUUCUUGACAUGUUGAUUGAAUCAGGAGAUCAUUCGUUCAAUCCACUGUUUGUAAAGCCUCUUUUGAACAACAUAUCGAGUGGUAAAGAUAGAAAUGUGUCCUGCAAGGUAUUUUCGAAGAUUAUUCCAACACUUGGGUUCCGAACAAAUGAGAAGAUAUCUGAGGAUCUUCUUGUGAAAAUUAAGAUAGAGAACAAGGCACUUGAGUCUCUACUUGACUCAACGAAGAUCCCUGAGUAUAUAAUACGAUGUCCUAUGGAGACCAAGCUGAGAGAUUAUCAGAUAGAAGGAGUGAGAUGGCUGAGUUUUUUGUAUAGCUUUAAUCUGAACGGGAUUCUUGCGGAUGAUAUGGGACUUGGAAAGACACUGCAGGUACUGACUUUUCUUUGCUCUGAGAUGUAUGAGACAGAUAGGAGAGUUUUAGUGAUCUGCCCAUCGAGCCUGACUGGGCAUUGGAAAUCUGAGGUAAAAAGAUUUUUUCCUUUUAUGUCAUGUGAAAUAUACAAGAAGGAAAUGAAGAAUGAUUGUGCGAUUGUAGUAAGUUCAUAUGAAGCUUUUAGAAAUGAUCAUAUGAACUUUGUUGAGAAGGAUUGGUUCUAUGUGGUUGUUGAUGAAGGGCAUGUGCUGCGCAACAAGCAAACGAUGCUUUAUACAAGGAUGAACAUGAUAAAGUGCGCAAGAAAGAUAAUAUUGACGGGAACGCCGGUGCAUAAUAGUGUUGAAGAUCUUGUUUCUCUAUUUAACUUCUUGAUGCCAAACUACAUUGGGUCUGAGAAGGACUAUGGAACAUUAAGUGUCAAAAUGUCUGACUCUGAGAUUGAAAAGGCACAUGCCAAGCUUGAGUAUCUACACAAGAAGGUUCUUCCGUUUGUAUUGAGACGGCUGAAGAUAGAUGUAUUGAAAGACUUGCCUCCAAAGAUAAUUAGGGAUAUUAUUAUUGAGUUUGGGCCUACACAAGAGAGCUUAUAUAAAGAGAUUGAUGAGAACGGAGGACGAGAAGAUACAGCAAGAAUAAGUGAGCUGGAGUAUGGAAAGGUUGAUCAGAAGAACGUAGGGUUUAAGCGAACGAGAGACUUGUUCCUUGCAAUAUCGCAUAUAGGGCACUUUAGAGACUUUGAGGAAGUUUCAUGCAAAGUAAGAGCGCUCGAUGAUAUUAUUUCGCUUUGUGGGGGAGAAGAGUUGAGAAGUAAGAUUCUUGUAUUUUUCCAGUUUAAGUCGAGCAUAGAUCUUGUUGUGAAUGAUAUUAUGAAGAAGUACAAGUUCAAGCAUUCGAGGAUUGAUGGAUCUGUUGUGAGCUCUGCCAGAACUAAGAUUAUUGAAGAAUUCAACAAUGGAGCCACACAGGUUUUGUUUUUAACUACUCAGAUAGGAGGUCUUGGGCUAAACUUGACUGCAGCAGACACAGUGGUGAUGUAUGAGCAUGACUGGAAUCCGUUCAAUGACUUACAGGCGAUGGAUCGAGCACACAGGAUAGGGCAAAAACGAACGGUCAAUGUGUUCAGACUCAUAGUGAAGAACACACUGGAGGAGAAGGUUAUGAACUUGCAAUCGUUCAAGAUGUUUAUUGCAAACAGUCUUAUAUCUCAACAAAAUGCAGACAUAGAAACGAUGGAAACAAAGGACCUUCUUGAGAAGUUUCGGGGAUAG